AUGAUGGACGAAGGGAUAGAUGUGCUGGUGGUAGUAAGAGGCAGCUCAGAAGAGGGACUGGCCGCCCCCGUAGAUUCUGCCGCAGACAUCGUUAUCGACUCGCUCGCUGCGCCGCUCAAGCUCGUGGACGUCAGACCGGUCGCAGUGUUUAAGCUUGUUGGGAAGGAUAACCCCGAAUUUGUCGCCAACGGGCUGUUUGUGCUAAAUGCCUCCUCCAAAGUGGUAGAAGGACUAGUCGUGAUGGACGUCAUCACAGAAGGCUCUGAUGCGCUGCUUCCAGUGCUUGACACUGAGGAGGAUGCCUCAAUGCAGGUCGUGCUGACAAAACUCGAACUGGUGCCACUCGCUACCCCCAGCAUAGAAGUUCCGCUCGUGGUGGUUAAAUCGCUUGUAAACUUUGACGGUAUUCCCUGA
Molecule: messenger RNA, 414 nt
Organism: Fonsecaea multimorphosa CBS 102226
Lineage: Eukaryota; Fungi; Ascomycota; Eurotiomycetes; Chaetothyriales; Herpotrichiellaceae
Exons: 1
Coding region: 1-414 (137 amino acids)
Source: RefSeq, a predicted model, not a curated record